AUGGAAGAGGCCCAAGGGCACAUUGCGCAGAGAGCUCCGCAGAUGCGAGAGGAGGUCAGAUUAGUUCCUCUUGAUGUCGUUGGAGACGGUGCGGAUGGAGAUUCGGCUGCAGAGGAUGCAGGUGCCUUGGUUGAGUUGGGCAAAGCGCAGGAGGGGACAGCUCUGCAGAUACCAGUGCCUUCCUACGCUCUGCUGUGCCGCGUGAUUCCUGAGACAGAGGAAUGGCUCUGCCAAAACAUUCCGAGGGAUCACGUAGACAUGCUCCAAGCAUAUGUGAAGCUGAAUGCUUGUGGGCUUCUGCUGCUGGCCAACGCCGAGGCAAUCUACCAGGUAGCAAUUCGACAUGGAGAAAAGUUCACGGCACCUCCAGUGGUGUCCAGCCGACGAGCGCACUUUCGUUACCGCAUGCUGGCCCUUGGGCGGCUUCUGCACCGUGACAUCGGCUGCACUUGGUCCACGUCCAGGCAAACUUUGGCCUGGGGCCGGGAUACACUCCAGAAACUUCUUCGGUACAAGGUCUUUGCUCAAGAACCUUCCGUAGACACCAGGUUCCGCCUCCGGCGGCUUGCGCGAAGGGUUUCGGACAGGCAGGGAUCAGCAGCAGAUCAUGAGAUGAUCGAAAUGACCGUGGGUUAUCUCGAAGGAGCUCAGGCGGCUUUUGAGACCCUGAUCCCAGCGGAUGGCCGCCAAGGCAUGAGGGAAGAUUUGCUUCAAGCAGCUGCAGGAGGAGUUGUAAGAGCAGCUGCUUCUCAGGCUGGGCAUGUAGGAUUAGAUGUUAUGUUCGGUGGGAUCCUACGCAUCGGAUGA
This is a messenger RNA of Symbiodinium pilosum, 807 nucleotides long. Lineage: Eukaryota; Dinophyceae; Suessiales; Symbiodiniaceae. The record is from the annotation of a GenBank genome assembly.